AUGGAUAAUCAAGAUUCUUUCCUGGGAGACUCUGUCUCGGGCAAUGGCCCAUCCAUCUUCGAACAUGCAGAUGAUUCUCCGGAUACUAGCUUUAGCGAUAAUUCGCUGCCGGAAGUUCUCAUCCUCCCAACCUCUCCAGACAAUGGUAAAGUUCCUAUCCCGAUAACGAUUCUUCCUGUCUCUGGACCUAAGGUCAAAGCCGAAGCUUCUAUUUCUCAAUCGAACGCUUCAUUUUCCCGUCAAUCGGUUUCACAAUCCCUCCCCAUGGAUCCAUCCACGCCUGCUAUUGCGGUCAACAAAGUUGGACUCGAUGGAAUCCACAAAAACUUCGCAUUUGCACAAGGCCCAUUCGGUCCUGCUAUGUCUUCCAACCCCAAAGCUUCACAGACACGAACUGGAAUGGAACCACCUCCCGUUCCUGACAAGGCUCAAGGCCCAAGGGCCAAUCAAACGGUUUCGUCUUCUCUCCCUGCUUCAGAAGACGUCCAAAAGACCAAUGACGACGGUCUUCGCUCCCAGAGUGCACUAGAAGUUGCACCAUCAGUCCUCCAAGAUAAACCGAGCCCUAUCGUUGAGGCCAGGCUUGAUACCAGCCCAACUGAUAUGCCCACUGUGGUCACGAAAUCCACCACUGCUGUCAAGGAAGAAGCCGAGUCCAACUCGGAGCGACCUUACAAGCCAAAGAGAUCCAAGCCUCUGCCAUUCGGGAACAUCCCAGUUCUGAACCUCGUUGACCUUACAGAGGAGGCGGGCGAGACUUCUCAGGACGAGGUCCCGCAAGCUGCAAGCCCCCAGGGCGAGCAGAUCGGUCCCCGAGCAAGGGAACCCUUAGUGGUCCCUGCUCCGGACGACCGAUCUCGCUCGUCUUCGGUGGGUGUCGCAGCCACCGCGAGGACGACGCCUGUCGUCAGACCCGUCCUCCUCCCACGAACGAUGUCAGAUGAUGGGCUGGCCACCAAUAUGUUUGGUGGACACACGAUGUCACGGCUUCCUAGAAGCCGCUCGGCGGCCGCUGGCUCACGGGGAGCUGGCGGCGCCGAGAUCAACGACAUCGAGAUUGUCCACAGCAUUCUCGAUGACAAGUUCCGGAGGGCCCAGCGGCUCGAAGACGAGCUCGCCCAAAUGCAAGAUGUCAUUUAUGACAUCGACAACAAACUCGGGUCGAUUUUCGACCGAGACCAAGAGGUGGGCAGGUUGAGGGACCGUUGCCAACGGCUCCAAGAUGCUCUUAAUGAGCAUCGAGAUAGGCAGGCCUCCGCCAAUGAGGAGGUCAACGGGCUGCGGUUCAAGUUGCAGGGGGCCCAUGAUGAGCUCAAAAGGAUUGAGCUCAACAUGGCCCACCAACUUGCUAGAGAGUCGGAUAAGUUAGACCUCAGCAAGAAGAUCAACAGGCAACUUCGGGACCUCACCGAGAAAAUGAGGGAGGGCCUUGGGGAGUUGGAGGAGGACUACAGGGGCCUAAAGGCCGAGCUCGCCGGUGUCCUUGAGGAAAGGGACCGGCUCAAAUCGAGGAUCCGGGAACGCGACCGAGAGGUCGAAAAAAUGAAGGGGGGUAUCAGGGAGUGCGAGCGCGCUCUUCAAGAGCAGCGCGAGAAGUACAGGGCGAUACACGAACAGUGUAUCGACGCCGAUUCUGUUCGCCUCACCAAUGAGAGGCUCCACACCGACCUCGAAAAUGCUAGGUCCGACCUCGGCCGCGAGAGGGGCAUCACGGCAUCGCUUGGGCUUACGCUCAAGUCGAUGGCCGUCGAACUCGAGGGCCUGCGAUGUUCCCUCGGGGAACAACAUGAUGCGGUGACCGGGGGGGUGGGGUCAACUCUUGCUGGGCUUGGCCAGCUUCUGGCCUCCCAGCAGGAGGGCUUCAAGGAGUUCCGGGACGGGAUCUCCAAGCUCCAAGCCGCCUGCGAGAGCCCGCAGUCCGAGCUCUUCAAGUCUAUUGAUAAGGUUAUCAAUACGACGGACGCGAAGUGGACUGGGGUGAGCGAGGCGAUGACGUCGCUGCAGAAGCAGCAGGAGACGGAGGCCCGAACGUAUGCCGACAAGCUCGAGAAGUGGAAGGGGCUCAAGGAGUCCCUGGCCAGUCAAGUCCAGGACUUGACUGGCCAACUAAGGGACCAACAGGAGUCCAUCCGUGUGCUUAUGCAGGAAAAGCACGGGUUCUCUGUCGAGCUUGAAAGGCAGAAGGAGCUGAACCGAUGCUUGGUUGAAACAACCAGCAAAGAGAAAGAGCUUAACGAUUUGAGGCUCGCCGAAGUCAGCCAUAGGGCUGAACUUCUAGAGGGGACUAAGAGAGAGUACCUCGUGAGAAACUCUCUCCUCGAAUCAACGGUUCGGACUCUCGAGUCCAAGGUCGAGGCUGAAAAGAAGAACACGGAAGCCGAGAAGCUGGCGUUGGAGGAUGAGAAUAAGAAGAGUGUUGAAGAAAUUCUGAAGCUUCGAGGGGAGUGCACUGCAGCGAGGAAGAGCCUCGAGGAACUGGACAAGGUUAAGGACGAGUUGGGUCAGGCUACACGUUUGACCACCGAGCUUGAAGCAUCCAUCGACGAAGAACAACAGAAGACGAAGGAAUCGAAUGAAGAGCUCAAAGCUCUCAGAGAGCAACUGAGAGUUAAGGAUGAACAAUUGAGCCUCGCAGCUUCUCGGUGGACGGAUAUAUCCGUUAAGGUUGCCCGCUUGGAAGAAGCCGCUAGUGCAGCAAGGGCAGAUGCCCAACUGAGAGCAGAAGAAGCCCAGUCCCACAGAGAGAAACUGAACCAGAAGGUUUUGAGGGUUGCCGAACUUGAGGCAGAACAUGCAGCACAAGCCUCCCGCUUGGUAAACCUCACGAGCGAGUUAGAGGGCUCGAAGAAUGAAUUGAAAGAGCAGUCCGCAAAGUCGAAGGCCCUGCAGAAGGCGUUCGAUGAAUCCGAAACACUCUGCGAUGAUCGAGGAGUUGAAAUUGAAGCAAAAGAUAAUGAGAUCACAGAACUCGAAAAGUUGCUUGAUAAAUCCGAAAGCAAAAUCAAGUCACUCCAGGCAGAACUGUCUGAAAGGACCGAGGAAGCCAAAAAUCUGAAGGCCGAGCUUGAAGCCACCAAUCUCGAAAGAAACAAGAUUCAGCAGACAAACAAAGCAAAUCAAGCAGAGAAAGCGGAUCGAACAGAGAAAACGAAGCAAACAGAGAAGGCAAAGCAAACGGAGAAGGGUAAGCAGAUAGACAAGGGUAAGCAGGCGGAUAAAGGGAAGCAGACGGACAAGGGAAAGCAGACGGAGAGGGCAGUGAAUGCAGUGAAGACAGGGAAGACAAAGGAAUCGGACAAAAAAGACAAAGGACCGAAGUUACACCAUGCGGCGUCUCACAAGAUUGGGAAAGUAUCAGACCUCCGCAGGUCAAACAGAGUUAAGUCGAAGACCCCGUCACACCUAGACGUUGUUGCUGUGAACCAAGGAUCCACCGCCGGAGGGAAAGACGAUGUCGAAGUAUCAGCCACGCAAACCUCGGUCGCCACGACGGAAUCGUCUGUUGCUGCAAGUCAGCCUGCAGCCGCACCAUCACAAAAUCUUGCCCUCUCUCAUUCUGGACCUUCUCACUCUGGACUUUCUCAUCCUGGACCUUCUCAUCCUGCCCCCUCUCAAAAUCCAGUCCUUGGAACCAUCCUCCCAGCCCCGUCGACAAUAGGGACAAAGCGAAAGCCAGCUGAUGACUUCCACACCGACUUCCCCACCGACCUUCUGAUGGAUUCCGGUGUCACCGCCUGGCUAAAGCCUACAGGUCGCGAACCGAAGAAAAGAAUCAGAUCUGAAGAAACCCUUGAUAUCAACAUGAAGAACUCUGGGAUUCCGGCUUCGGAAGAAUCAUCCCAACAAGAUGAUUUGACAUACAAUGCAGCUCGCCAUAGAAACAAGCGCCGGCUCAGGAAUAAUAAGUAG
Orbilia oligospora ATCC 24927 is the source of this 3909-nucleotide messenger RNA. RefSeq lists its product as uncharacterized. The transcript is spliced from 12 exons. Lineage: Eukaryota; Fungi; Ascomycota; Orbiliomycetes; Orbiliales; Orbiliaceae. The coding region runs from base 1 to 3909 and encodes 1302 amino acids. The record is from RefSeq and is a predicted model, not a curated record.